This is a messenger RNA of Angiostrongylus costaricensis, 1053 nucleotides long. NCBI's taxonomy places the organism in Eukaryota, Metazoa, Nematoda, Chromadorea, Rhabditida, Metastrongylidae. The record is from the annotation of a GenBank genome assembly.
AUGCUUUCAACGUCGGGGAUUUGGACACUAGACAUCUGCGGAAUCCUCGCUACGAUUAACGUAACCUAUGAACUCCUUAGCAAGUCCACGAAGAAACGAAAAGGAAGCACUGCGGAAGCAAAAGAAAAGACUGCUAAGAAAGGGAAGGAAAAAAUUGAAGACCGUGAAUCAAAGGAAGCUUCACGGGAUCCUGAACUUAGUAGCCAUGCAGAACGUUCAUUGUGUUCUGCUGCAUCCACAUCCUUGGAAGUUGUAAAAAAAGUUGAUAAAGAGGAGGAUGAGCGAAAAAAUGAUCGUCGCGCGAAAGAGGAUGAGGGGAAAGAGAAGGCAGACCGAAAAGAGAAAAAAGACAAAUCUAAGGAUAAAGAAAAGGAGGAAAAGCAAAAAGAAAAAGACAACAAAGGAAAAGUGAAACGGGAAGAAAGAGUAAGAGAGGUCGAUAAUAACGUUUUGGAUCAGGGAUUGGAUUGUCCUGAAGUCAAAGAGGAAGAUGUGGUUCCGAUGAGUAUUGCUGCGAAACCUGGUGUUGAAGCACUGACACUUGCGGACAAACAAGAACGACGCGACAGUGAACGAGAGGGUCGUGAUAAUCUCGGAAUAAGUGACAAAGAUCCAAGUGUUGAUAGAAAAGAUGUAGAUGGCAGCGAUGAGGAUGGUGAUGGAAAGCGAAAGAAAGAAAGGAAGAAAUUGGCAAGAUCAGAUAGGAAAAGUGGAGAUGUCGGCGAUUCCUCAAAGUUUAAAGAUCCUGAUGAAGGAUAUCAUCCUGCCAACAUCACAUCGCGCUUCUACCUCGGUCAGAAAGUAAGAGCCCAUCACCAUGGAAGAUGGUACGACGCUCGUGUUGUAACCGUCGAACAACCUUCGAUCAAAGAAAUCAUCGAUAUAAUGGAAAUUCCAGACGAUGAGGGUAACGGACUUUCUUCUCUCGCACUCACUCGUCUUCAUGACGUCCUAACGUCUACACGUUGUUUCGUUCACUAUCUUGGGUGGAAUUCUCGCUACGACGAAUCUAUCACGCUUAACAAAAUUCGCCUAAGCGAGAAGGCAAGUUAA